UUGCUUUCUAUCGAUUACCUACCGAAUACCUUGGAAUACCUACCGUAUCCCUCAUCAAACCGCACGUAAACCGCACAUAAAAACAUCAAGAAUAAGAUCUACAAAAUAUACAGAGGAAAAUUGGUUGAAGGACAUCAUGGCACCCUCCAAAGAAAAGAAACCAUCUACUGACUGGAAGAAAUGGGUAAAAUUUGAGUACAUGCGGCUGCGGGCGCUGCGCCGUUACAAGCGGGCCGAUGAAAUUAAAUCGGCGUGGAACGAGAACCGGCAGCUGCUGUCAGACCAGCUGCUCGACGAGGACCGCCGCCAGCUCUCCUGCCGCGCCGUCUGGGUGGCGCCCGUCGAAAAGCAGCUCCAGGGCAAGAUUAACAAGAUGGCGGUGGCCGAUGUGAUGUGCGGGGAGAGGCGCGAUAAGCACAGCGUGCCGCUGAGGAUGCUUUAUCAGGCCAACCCGCUGCCCACCAUGUACAAGUGGUCGCCGAUACAGAACAACUUCAUGGUGGAGGACGAGACCGUGCUGCACAACAUCCCGUACAUGGGGGACGAGGUGUUGGACAAGGACGGCUCCUUCAUCGAGGAGCUCAUCAAAAACUACGACGGCAAGGUGCACGGCGACCAGGAGCCCGGCUUCAUCGACGACGAGAUCUUUGUCGAUCUCGUGAAGGCGCUCAUCCCUCACCAGAACAAGGACGGCGGCGAGUCGGAGACUGACAGCGGGGACCCGCCCCAGCCGACGAUGGCCGUGUUCGAGGCCAUCUCGGACAUGUUCCCCGACAGAGGAUCGCCCAGGGAGCUCAAGGAAAAGUACCAGGAGCUGAUCGACCCCCAGGCGCUGCCUCCCGAGUGUACCCCGAACAUCGACGGGCCCAGCGCUCAGUCGGUGCCGCGGGAGCAGACGAUGCACUCGUUCCGCACGCUCUUCUGCCGCCGCUGCUACAAAUACGACUGCUUCCUGCACCGUCUGAAGUCGUACCACCCGGGACCCAGCACGCACAAGCGCAAAACUCCUGACCUGCCCAUCUCUACGGAGCCGUGCGGCGAGAACUGCUACCUGCAUUUGGACGGCGAGCGGGAUAAGAUCGUGGCGCGCCUCCAGCCGACGGAGGAGGAUGCCGCCGACAGACAGAGGAAGACGCCCAAGCCGUGGUCGGUCGACUCGGGAAACGAGGCCAGCUCGGAGGACAGCAACGACAGCGUGCACCCGGAGACCACCAAAUCGGCACUCACGGGCGCCCUGCAGGGCGUGGUGACCAGCAUGGACCGCAGUCGCCGCCGGACCGGCUCCGGUGACGCCUCCACCGGUACGGCCGCCUCGGGCGUCUCCCCGGACCCUACCGUCGAGGACGAGGCGUGGACGGGCGCCGACCAGAGUCUGUUCCGCGCCCUGCACCCCAUCUUCCUCAACAACUACUGCGCCGUCGCCCAGGCCAUGAUCUCCAAAACGUGCCAGCAGGUGUACCGGUUCGCCCAGGAGGAGGCGUCCAACCUGCCGGCCGAGGAACACGUCAAAGACGCCACGCCGCCGCGCAAAAAGAAGAAGAAGCUCCGUCUCUGGUCAGUGCACUGCCGCAAGAUCCAGCUGAAGAAGGACUCUUCGAGCAACCACGUGUACAACUACACACCGUGCAACCACCCGGGCCAGCCGUGCGACGAGACGUGCUCGUGCGUGGGCGCGCAGAACUUCUGCGAAAAGUUCUGCCAGUGCUCCCUCGACUGCCAGAACCGGUUCCCGGGCUGCCGGUGUAAGGCGCAGUGUAACACCAAGCAGUGUCCGUGUUUCCUGGCGGUGCGCGAGUGUGACCCGGACCUGUGCCGCAGCUGUGGAGCCCACCACCUGCAGGUGGACAAGAUCCAGUGCAAGAACGUCUCAGUGCAGCGCGGCCUGCACAAACACCUGCUGAUGGCACCCUCUGACGUGGCCGGUUGGGGCAUCUUCCUGGAGGAUUCGGCGCAGAAGAACGAGUUCAUAUCAGAGUACUGCGGCGAGGUGAUCACCCAGGACGAGGCUGACCGGCGCGGCAAGGUCUACGACAAGUACAUGUGCUCGUUCCUCUUCAACCUCAACAACGACUUUGUCGUGGACGCCACGCGCAAGGGCAACAAGAUCCGAUUCGCCAACCACUCCAUCAACCCCAACUGCUACGCCAAGGUGAUGAUGGUCAACGGCGACCACCGGAUCGGCAUCUUCGCCAAGCGACCCAUCCAGCCCGGCGACGAGCUGUUCUUCGACUACCGAUACGGACCCACCGAGCAGCUGAAGUUUGUCGGCAUCGAGCGAGAGAUGGAGUUCCUGUGAUGGCACGCCCACUACUAGACCUCCAUAGCCGGGCCACGUGACACCUGGCGCCGUGCGAACACCCGCGCCAAGUGUAACUGAGUCAAUGUGGCAGCCCGUGGGACACCCGAGCGCCGCCACGUGCCGCGCUGGGUAUCUAAGCGAUUUCGUCAAUGUUCAACAAUAGGAUCUCGAUCAUUCAAUCAAAUGCAUCAGAACGGGGAUUUCUGCGAAGGCUUCAUGUGCGAGAGUCAGUUAAUGUGAACUGAACUGGAUGAGUCGUGCAAGUCCAAUGACGGCCGAUUGUCGUUCAUUCACCUUAGCCCAGCGGAGGGCUUUGCUGCAGGAGCAAGGUGUGGGUGUGAUAGACUGAAAUGACAGGCGCGACAUUCAGAUGUGUCGCCUUUUAGUGACUGAAAUACCAAUGUUGUGAUGUCGCGGUUCAGGCAGGCGUUCAAUGCUCACGAUUGCGCCGUAGACUGUCGAACACUAACAGUGUCCUCGGUGACAUAUUCGAGCUCGAUCGUGUUGGGAGUAUCAACUCUAACGGGACAGGAGCCUGGCCAUCUACGGCAUCGGUACGCUGCACCGCACGGGUGCCGCUCCUAGUGUGAGGAGAGUUUGUUGCGCUGGGUGUGUUGUGGAUCACCUCCGGCCAACGGAGUUUGGUUUCUGGAGAGACUAAAACACUGGAGGAACGCGACGAUUCCCCUGGGGGAUCGGGGAUGCACUAUAGGUGUUAGGAUAAUGAGAAGAGCAGAUUCGAGUCCACGAGGCAGACCUGCGAGCCCGCUGAGCAGAUUCGUGAGCGGAUUUUAGCGACUGUAUCGAGGUGAUUCAUCUAGGAAUACCCACAGGUUGGGUUGAACCAGAGUGGUUGUAAGCAAGGCCAAGGCAGAUUUGUGUAGGAAGCACCGGUAUAUUGCUCAUACCAGUUUUCGCCGACGCAGUCAUAUCGAGGCAUUAACGACAUGUGUUCGAUAAUGUGAAUACUCUCAUUGGAUAGAAGUUUCAUACUGGUCGGAUUCAGGCGAUUCGGGCAUCAUCGCACACUUCAUACCGAAUUUUGCUCAAUCAGACACUGUUUUACUUGCCAACCCGCCGCUUCAGUACCGACGCUGAACAACCAUGGAACCAUUUUCGCAGUUCAAUAUAACAGCUGAUGUACACCAA
Amphibalanus amphitrite is the source of this 3448-nucleotide messenger RNA. It is a transcript of the gene E(z), whose product is annotated as histone-lysine N-methyltransferase EZH2-like. NCBI's taxonomy places the organism in Eukaryota, Metazoa, Arthropoda, Thecostraca, Balanomorpha, Balanidae. The transcript is spliced from 14 exons. Bases 137 to 2296 code for a protein of 719 amino acids. The record is from RefSeq and is a predicted model, not a curated record. Gene Ontology annotation, biological process: chromatin remodeling. Gene Ontology annotation, molecular function: histone H3K27 methyltransferase activity; protein binding.